CAGAGUGCGCUUUCACGAUCCAGUUUACCUACGUUUAUCAUCCUUUGCUUCUGUUUUCCUCUUUUUUGUUCUUCUCCCUGUUCUUAUCCUUCUGAAAGCUCCCUCUCUCCGCUGUCGCCUCAUUCACCAGCGGCAGUACAAUCGACCACGAUCCUUCUUCCAUCCUUCUGGACUGGCCGUGACGCACGAUAAUCUCAUCCAAGAUGGUCGGACUUGCUUCGGCCGCGGGUCUCGUUGGCUUCCUGUCUGAGCCGGACGCGGAGUUGAGAGUCUUCGCCUUGAAGACUCUGGAUUCCCAGAUUGACCUGCUCUGGACAGAAGUCGUCGAUGCCGUUCCUCAAAUAGAGGCGCUGUACGAAGAUGAAACGUUCCCGGAGCGUGAGCUUGCCGCUCUCGUUGCGGCAAAGGUUUACUACCACCUUCAGGAAUACAAUGAGAGUAUGGUCUUUGCUCUUGGUGCAGGAAAGCUGUUCAAGCUGGACAAGGGUGGUGAGUUUGAAGAGACAAUAAUCGCAAAAUGCGUCGACACCUUCAUCUCCCUUGCUGCUGCUCAACGGCCCGCCGCCGGUGACCAGCCCGCCAACUUGAACUCCGCAUUCCCAACAUCUGGCGAGGGAGCCAGCAGUACCGCCGCGAGCCUAACCUCUCCGAUAACCCCCUUCUCUCAGUCGGCCUUGCCAUCAAAAUCCUUGCUCUCCCGGCAGGAGGUCCCCGGUGUCGAUGAUGCUCACCCUGGUGGGGAGGAUGCUAGCGUCAAGAAAAUCGAAACUCCGCUAGUUUUGAGACGAGGUGUCCAGGGCCAGCUGCAAGAGGUCAUCGAACGUCUAUUUGAGGACUGCUACCGACAAAAGCGCUAUCGCCAAGUGAUUGGAAUUGCGGUUGAAGCAAAGAGCUUGGAUGUCCUUCGGAAGACUAUUGUCAGGGCCAGUGACGAUGAGAAGAAGUUGAAUGGCGAAUCCCGGCGAAGCGAGGAGUUGUUGGAAUACGUCCUGGAUAUCUGCAUGGGAAUUGUCCAGGAGCGCGGGUUCCGUAACGAGAUUCUGAAACUUAUCCUCGACCUUCUGAACGAAAUUCCCGCCCCCGAUUACUUCUCUAUCGCGAAAUGUGUCGUCUACCUUAAUGAGCACUCGAUGGCCUCCGAUAUUCUCCGUCAGUUGGUCGAAAAGGGUGAUGCGCGCUCCCUUGCCGUGGCAUACCAGAUUUCGUUCGAUCUGUACGACAAUAGCACACAGGAAUUCCUUAAGAAGGUUCGCCAGGAAAUCGCCGAACUCGUCCCAGAAGCGGAAGAGCAGAAGACCGAGGGUGAACAGGCCGAGCCGACCGAGAAUGACGCAUUGCUCUCCGACCAGGGUUCAUCGGAACAGAGGACAUUGGGAGGAAACAGCGACAAGCUCACAGAGGAGGCUCGCGCAGCAUUCAAGAAUAUCCUCGCCAUUCUUGACGGCAUCAAGUCUAUUCAAUUGAACCUGGAGUUCCUGUAUAGGAGCAACAAGGCCGAUAUCGCGAUCCUCAACAAGGUUCGGGAUAGCUUGGAGGCCCGCAACUCCAUCUUCCACACCGCUGUGACUCUUUCGAAUGCGUUCAUGCAUGCCGGUACUACUCACGACAAGUUCUUCCGGGACAACCUUGAGUGGCUUGGAAAAGCUGUCAACUGGUCCAAGUUUACCGCAACCGCUGCGCUAGGUGUCAUCCACCGUGGCAAUUUGAGCCAGGGCCAAAAGCUAUUGCAGCCUUAUCUCCCAAGGGAACAUAUUGCCGGUGUUGGGGGCUCGGGCUCGGUGUAUAGUCAGGGAGGAUCGCUGUAUGCAUUUGGGUUGAUCUACGCUAACCACGGUGGGAUGGCGGUCGACCUCAUCCGUGAUCACUUCAAGAAAGCUACGGAGGAAGUUGUCCAGCACGGUGGUGCUCUGGGUCUUGGUGUUGCAGGAAUGGCUACUGGCGAUGAGGGUAUCUACGAAGACCUUCGGAACGUCCUGUACACCGACUCCGCCCUGAACGGUGAAGCCGUCGGAGUGGCCAUGGGUCUUGUCAUGUUGGGAACUGGCAACAUGCGGGCUCUCGAGGACAUGAUCCAAUAUGCCCAUGAAACACAGCACGAGAAGAUCGUCCGCGGGUGUGCUAUGGGUAUGGCGUUGGUCAUGUACGGUCGCCAGGAAGCGGCAGAUGAACUGAUCAACGGACUUUUGGCCGAUCCCGACCCGACUCUCCGCUACGGUGGUAUCAUGACCAUCGCUUUGGCCUACUGUGGAAGUGGCAGCAACAAGGCUGUCCGCAGGCUUCUUCAUGUCGCCGUCAGCGAUGUCAACGACGAUGUCCGACGUGUCGCAGUGCUGAGCUUAGGCUUCAUUCUAUUCAGGAAGCACCAGGGCGUGCCGCGGAUGGUUGAGCUGCUCUCCGAGUCGUACAACCCUCAUGUUCGUUAUGGUGCGGCUAUGGCGCUCGGUAUCUCGUGCGCUGGUACAGGAUUAGACGAUGCUAUUGAUCUUCUCGAGCCAAUGUUGAAGGACUCCACAGAUUUCGUCAGACAGGGUGCUUUGAUCUCCCUGGCUAUGGUCUUGGUGCAACAGAACGAGGCUAUGAACCCGCGUGUAAGCAGCCUCCGCAAGACUAUGAUGAAGAUGCUUGGGGACCGGCACGAGGACGCGAUGGCCAAGUUUGGUUGUGCCGUUGCUCUGGGUAUCAUUGAUGCUGGUGGUCGGAAUUGCACCAUCAGCCUGCAGACCCAGACGGGCAACCUCAACAUGCCCGGAAUUGUUGGUGCCGCGGUAUUCGUUCAAUACUGGUACUGGUUCCCUCUUGCACACUUCUUGUCGCUCAGUUUGGCACCUACAUCAGUGAUUGGUGUGGACCAGAAGCUUGAAGUGCCCAUCUUCAAGUUUCACAGCAACACGAGGCCAAGUCUGUUCGACUACCCACCUGAGCAGCAAGUGAAGGCAGAAGAGGCACCAGAGAAGGUCAAGACUGCGGUCCUGUCGACCACGGCUCAGGCCAAGCGCCGUGAGAAGCGUCGUGAGAAGCAACAGCGCCGGGAGAGCAUGGACGUCGACCAAACACCUACGACACCCAAGCCAUCGGAACAAUUGCCGGAGAAGAUGGAAACCGACGAAUCCAAGGGUGAGGAGGAACCUAAGGAGGGCGAGAAGGGUGCUGGGGAGGGCCAGAAGAAGAAGGUCGAGCGGGAGAGGGUGGGCUAUGAACUCGACAACAUGUCGAGAGUCCUUCCUGCUCAACUCAAGUAUCUCACCUUCCCUGACCCGAGAUACGAGCCCGUUAAGCGCCCUACUGGUGGAGUGGUCGUGGUUCUUGACAAGCAGCCCGAGGAGCCCCGCGAGACCAUCGAGAUGAAGGCCAGCAAGGAAGCCAAACAACCCGCUCCUCAAGCGGACUCCCUUUCGGACCGCCUGCAAGCCGCGAUUGACGCUGCUGCUAUGCAGACCCCUCAACGCCCAGCACGCGGUAUGGAAGCUGCAGCCGGAGCCGCCGCCGCAGCGGGUGUGUUGACCGCUGUGGAUGAAGAUGAAGAGGGAGAUGAGGAUGCACCGGUCCCGAACGAGUUCCAAUACGACACCGAGGGCGAGGAAGAGGAAGAGUAAUGGUGAUAUGGGUUGGCA
This is a messenger RNA of Aspergillus glaucus CBS 516.65, 3611 nucleotides long. Its product is annotated as proteasome regulatory particle base subunit RPN2. The record is from RefSeq and is a predicted model, not a curated record. Gene Ontology annotation, biological process: regulation of protein catabolic process; proteasome-mediated ubiquitin-dependent protein catabolic process. Gene Ontology annotation, molecular function: enzyme regulator activity. The coding region runs from base 204 to 3593 and encodes 1129 amino acids. Gene Ontology annotation, cellular component: proteasome regulatory particle, base subcomplex; proteasome storage granule; nucleus. The transcript has 6 exons. NCBI's taxonomy places the organism in Eukaryota, Fungi, Ascomycota, Eurotiomycetes, Eurotiales, Aspergillaceae.